AUGUUGUCUCCGCCCAAGACCUCGUCAGCCCCUGUCCCACCCCCAGUGAUCGUCAAGCGCCGACGCAAGUCUGGAAAGGGCCAGGGCGAAUCCUCCCGGGAAGCCAGCGCAGAAUCAAAUGACGAAACGGCAACAGAUAAUGAUCCGAUGGCUGAUGAUACGGACACGGCCUCGAUGACCUCCCCAAGGAACCCGAGCAACCAAUUCCGCAAUCGGACUGCCUUCGAAGACAGCCACCACUCGCUCGCCCCUCCUCACCGUCACAAGCGACCCCAGACCCUCGCCGCCACAGCGACAAUCAACAACAGUAUCCCACUCCUGGGGAAAGAGGACAGCUCCCUGAGGGUAUCCGCCUCAGGACUUAGUCACCAGGCCGGCCUGGAGAGCGGACUGGAUAGCAGCACGAGCACCUACGAUGGCGACGUCAGCAGCGCCCCUGGUCCGCCUGAUAAACGUGGCCAUCCAACCCUCAAGCAUCCGCAGGCCGCCCAAAGUGAUGACGCCAGCAGUGAGUCAAAGGCUGGCAGUGGGCCGGGUUCAUCCUUGAGCCACAUGAGCUGGACUCACGAAAAUCACCCCCAACACUCUCACCUUCAACUAGCUGCACCCAACAAGGCCAACACCACCCCUCGCUCACAAUCUCUUACCGCCAAGCCUCUCAAUCCCAACUUGCCUCCGGCUCCCCAUGGCAUCCUUUCCAGAAUCGCCCCCGAGGACCUGCAGGCCGAGAUGAGAGAGGCCAUCCAAAACUCAAGUAAACAAAGAACCUAUUCAAUCAACCCUCCUCCCACCGAUCGACUGGUUCGGAUUUAUGCUGAUGGAGUCUAUGAUCUGUUUCACUACGGACAUGCGCUCCAACUGCGACAAUGCAAGCUCUUCUUCCCACAAGUCUAUCUGAUGGUCGGAGUCUGCUCGGACGAGCUGGUGCGCAAAUACAAAGCCUCGCCGGUCCUGACCAGUGCCGAGCGGUACGAAAGUGUGGCCAAUUGCAAGUGGGUUGACCAGGUGAUCGAGGACGCCCCCUGGCAGGUCGAUGCGGCGUUCAUUGAAAAAUACCGAAUCGAUUAUGUCGCCCACGACGAAGAGCCUUAUGUCAGUGCGAACUCGGAUGACGUCUACGCCUACGCCAAAUCUAUCGGCAAAUUCUUGCCGACCCGACGAACAGAUGGGGUGUCGACCUCCGAGCUACUCCAGCGGAUUGUCGGGGGCUACAUCGAAGGGACGUACGAUAACAAGCUCGAGAAGAUCGGUGCGGGCGAUCUGUGCAGUAACAUCGCCUUCAGUGACGCCGGCAGCGGUGCCCAUCGUGGCGCCGGAUCCCGGACUCCUAUGGUCCCGCGUAGCCCCGUCCAUCAGACCGAUGCCGAGAUGGACGACGGGACUGCCGCCGCUGAUGAUCAUGUUCAAUAA
This is a messenger RNA of Puccinia triticina, 1410 nucleotides long. RefSeq lists its product as uncharacterized. Gene Ontology annotation, biological process: CDP-choline pathway. NCBI's taxonomy places the organism in Eukaryota, Fungi, Basidiomycota, Pucciniomycetes, Pucciniales, Pucciniaceae. The record is from RefSeq and is a predicted model, not a curated record. The coding region runs from base 1 to 1410 and encodes 469 amino acids. Gene Ontology annotation, molecular function: phosphatidylcholine binding; choline-phosphate cytidylyltransferase activity. Gene Ontology annotation, cellular component: nuclear envelope. The transcript has 7 exons.